CCUUGGCUCCGCCUCUAUCAAGCCUGGCCCCGCCCUCUGCAGGCCCUCCUCCACCCAACAAAGACUCACGGCCUCGGUACGACUGGUUCCAGACGGAUGCAGCCGUUCAUCUGGUGGUUUACGCCAAGAGAAAGAUCCCCAGCUCAGGAUGUGUGACCGUCGACCUCACAGCGGGAGUUCUUCGGCUGGAAGCUCUGCUGGGGAAACUCUCCUACCUGAUACAUUUACGUCUCGCUGACGAAGUUGAAGAAAAUGUUUCAGUCCGCUCUGCUUCCUCCGUGGGGAAGAUCCAGGUCUCCAUUCCCAAAGGAAGCAAAGCUAAAUGGACGAGCCUGGGUCAGCCGCUGGACUCUCACAACACCUUUCUAUGCAAGAAGGACCGAGGGCUCGUCUAUCGGGAAUGUUCGCUGGUGUCUAAAACCCAGGUCAACUACAACACCCGGGUUUUCAGGCUGCAGUUUCCACGAGGGACCGUCAUGCAUGUGCCUGUAGGGAAACACGUCUACCUCAAAGCUGUGGUUGAAGGUCAGCAGCGCCACCAUCUGGCCAAACUAACAGCUUCCUGUUCAGGGCGCCUCUGUGGGGAAGCAGAGUCGUCCUAUAAUGGCAGCGCUGAAGCUUAG
Messenger RNA from Cyprinodon variegatus (sheepshead minnow), 623 nucleotides. RefSeq names its product cytochrome b5 reductase 4-like. The record is from RefSeq and is a predicted model, not a curated record. The annotation marks the transcript as partial. Lineage: Eukaryota; Metazoa; Chordata; Actinopteri; Cyprinodontiformes; Cyprinodontidae. The transcript is spliced from 6 exons.